This is a messenger RNA of Mycotypha africana, 930 nucleotides long. Its product is annotated as RNA polymerase Rpc34. NCBI's taxonomy places the organism in Eukaryota, Fungi, Mucoromycota, Mucoromycetes, Mucorales, Mycotyphaceae. The transcript has 5 exons. The record is from RefSeq and is a predicted model, not a curated record. Gene Ontology annotation, cellular component: RNA polymerase III complex. The coding region runs from base 1 to 930 and encodes 309 amino acids. Gene Ontology annotation, biological process: transcription by RNA polymerase III.
AUGGCUGAUCCCGUCAAUGGGGAAGAAAUCCCUUUCGGUCUAUCAGGAAAUGAGUGGAAAUUCUAUCAAUUCGUUCGCAACUCACCUAACGGUAUCAAAUUCACCGAUCGUCCUGAGGACAUGUCCGUUACAGAUGCUCAUAUGGCUAUGAAUACACUUUUAAAAAAGAAUGCUUUGGAAGUACUGCAAGUUAAUGGUGAGAAUAUGAUGAAGGCGAUCGAUCUGAGAGAUGCAGAAAAGGCGAGCAAACUAAGUGACGAUGCACGGCUUGUGUACAAUACUAUCAGAGCAGCUGGCAAUCAUGGUAUCUGGACAAAAGAUUUGAAGAAGAAGACCAACCUUCACACUAUCGUGUUGAAUCGUACACUAAAGUCUUUAGAACAAAAACAAGAAAUUAAGUCUGUCAAGCAUGUCAAAUAUCCAACCCGUAAAAUCUAUAUGUUAUUCAAUUUACAACCAUCAAGUGAGGUGACAGGUGGCGCUUGUUUAAAGGCUGCUUGUCUAAAAUAUAUCAUGUCCAGAAGUUUUCCGCGUAUUGAAGGUGUACAUGACGCAGUUUUCAGCGCAGAACAUGAACAUUACCCCACAGCUACAGAAGUCCGACGUUUUAUUACAGAAUCACGUAUUUCAUCAGUGGACUUGUCAUUGAAGGAUAUCACAAGUUUGUUAGAUGCUUUAGUGUAUGAUGGCGUUGUUGAGAAGAAAUUACCAUUUAUGGCUGGUAUGGAUGAUUUCAGUGACGAUGAUGACGCUGACGAUGAUUCGGUUCAAUGGUCCUAUAAAGCAAUCAGAAAAGUGGCAAGUCGUUUACCAACAGAAGCAUUAACUGAAGUUCCGUGUGGGAAAUGCCCAGUGUUUGACUUUUGCUCGGAAGACGGACCCAUCACUCCCAUGAACUGUGAAUAUUUCAAGACUUGGCUAGAUUGGUGA